ACUCCAGAACUCUUUCAAAAGAUAGCAUUGAUAAUAAUUACAUCAAAGGAACUUCAUGCACAUUUAAAUGGCUCAUUGAGUAUAAGUACAAUACAAAAAUUACACAACAUGAAAGGUUCUAAUCUUUCUUUUGAUGAAGCUUUUAUGGGUGUUAUUGAUUUUACAUCCUUGAGUGGGUGUUUUAAAGUAUUUGACAUAGUACAUGCUCUUACAAUUACUCCACAGGCUGUACUUCUUGCUACUUGUGACACAAUAAAAGAAUUUUAUGAGGACAAUGUGAUCUAUUUAGAAUUGAGAAGCACACCCCGUGCUGUGCAAGGUUCCAUGACAAAAACAGAAUAUCUUGAAGCUAUAAUGAAAGCUUUUAACAUAUCCAAGUCUCAGUAUCCAGAGAUUGUUGUAAAACUAUUGGUAUCAAUUAAUCGAAAAGAAGGAUUUGAAUCGGCGAAAGAAAAUAUAAAUCUUGCGAAGCAGUUUAUGGAGAAGUAUCCACAAUAUGUUGUCGGCAUUGAUCUGAGUGGUGAUCCAACUGCGGGAGAUAUUGAAAAUUUUUUACAGUUAUUAGAAAUGUCCAGGGAAAUGGGUCUCAAAAUUGCAGUUCAUUGUGCAGAGGUACCAAACAAUAUAGAGACAAUUCAUAUAUUAAAAUUUAAACCUGAUAGACUAGGACAUUGCACUUGCAUUCAUCCUGAUUUGGGAGGUUCCAGUAUAUUGUUCAAAAUGUUACUAGAUUUUAAAAUUCCUGUUGAAUUAUGCUUGACAUCAAAUGUUAAAUGUAAAACGGUAAAAUCCUAUAUAGAUCAUCAAUUUAAAUAUUUAUAUGAAGCUGGACAUCCUAUAAGUAUUGGGACUGAUGAUAAAGGUGUUUUUAAUACCUGUUUGUCACAAGAAUUAAAAUUGUUAAGCACUGCUUUUAAUAUUGGGAAGGAAGAACUUAAGAAACUGACAGCAUUAUCUGUGGAAUAUAGUUUUGCGACUACAGAAGAAAAGAAAAGUUUAUCAUCGAUUAUUGAGAAUUUUGAGUGAUAGUCGACUUUAGUUUCAACAUUCCGAAUCAUAACAUUGCUUUUUCCUUAAAGACAAGAACAUGUGUUGAAACAAGUUCACGGAGACGAUUAAUAUUAUUUUAUACAUAUUAUUAUAAUAAUAAUAUUAUUUUAUACAUAAUACGUAAAAUAUUAUAUUUUAAAACAUGAAAAUGUGUGCGAAAGUGUGUCGAUAUAUGUUGAC
Molecule: messenger RNA, 1230 nt
Organism: Linepithema humile (Argentine ant)
Lineage: Eukaryota; Metazoa; Arthropoda; Insecta; Hymenoptera; Formicidae
Source: RefSeq, a predicted model, not a curated record